Messenger RNA from Phycomyces blakesleeanus NRRL 1555(-), 1152 nucleotides. RefSeq lists its product as hypothetical. Gene Ontology annotation, molecular function: L-arginine transmembrane transporter activity; L-lysine transmembrane transporter activity; L-serine transmembrane transporter activity. The record is from RefSeq and is a predicted model, not a curated record. The transcript is spliced from 3 exons. Gene Ontology annotation, cellular component: fungal-type vacuole membrane. NCBI's taxonomy places the organism in Eukaryota, Fungi, Mucoromycota, Mucoromycetes, Mucorales, Phycomycetaceae. The annotation marks the transcript as partial. Gene Ontology annotation, biological process: amino acid transmembrane transport.
CCAUCAGCAGUUGCCUCUACAGGGCUUUUGCCAGGUAUAUUUGUCAUCUUGUUCUCAGGGGGUGCAUCAGCUGCUGGAUUAUAUUUCUUGGCCCGUUGUGCUUCCCGGACAGAGGGUCGGCAUGCGUCUUUCUUUGCGAUUUCCAAGUUGACCUGGCCUUCGAUAGCUGUUUUAUUUGAUUUUGCGAUUGCUAUAAAAUGUUUUGGCGUUGCAGUGAGCUAUUUGAUCAUUAUUGGUGAUUUGAUGCCUCAGGUUGUGGCGUCGUUUGCCAGCGAUACUCAACCAUUAGACCUCUUGAUGGACCGUAAAUUCUGGAUCACUGUGUUUAUGGCAGUGGCUGUCUUGCCCUUAAGUUUCCUGCGCAAGCUUGACUCACUCAAGUACACAAGUGGUGUCGCCUUGUUUGCAGUCAUGUAUCUCUGCAUUAUUGUGAUCUACCACUACAUAUCUCCAAAUUUUCCUCCUCCUCCCCCGGAAGAUGUUGAGAUGAUUGCCUUUUCUACAAAAUUCUUUGCUCAGCUGCCUGUAUUUGUGUUUGCAUUCACUUGCCAUCAGAAUAUCUUUUCAGUUUACAAUGAGCUCAGGGACAAUUCCCAGCGGUCCAUUUCUACCGUCAUCGGUACCUCCAUCGGAAGUUCGGCGUUCAUUUACGAGGCCAUUGCUAUUCUAGGCUAUUUGAGCUUUGGCAAACAUGUGCGUGGGAACAUUAUUAUGGAAUAUCCUCCAAGUGUAUUCGUAGCAGGUGGUAGACUGGCUAUUGUGGUCCUGGUCGUAUUCAGUUAUCCUCUUCAGGCUCACCCAUGCCGUGCCUCUCUCGACAAAAUUCUUGCCUGGCGUACACCUGAAGCUAGAGGUCUCAAGGUCCCUCCUCCUCCUUCGAAUCUAAAAUACUUUUGCAUGACAACUGCCAUUCUCAUCGGUAGUUAUCUUGUAGCCAUUACUGUAUCUCAACUUGACCUCGUACUUGCCUUUGUUGGCUCUACAGGAUCUACAACAAUUUCUUUUAUCUUACCUGGUUUGUUCUACUACAAAAUCCACGAAAAUGAUCCAUGGAAGGCAGGAAAGAUUACGGCAGUCUGUCUUGCUGUGUACGGGAUCUUGGUGAUGUUCGUCUGCCUGACAUUUAAUAUCAUGCGCCUCAUCAAUACCUAA